Messenger RNA from Solenopsis invicta (red fire ant), 2168 nucleotides. It is a transcript of the gene Alg11, whose product is annotated as GDP-Man:Man(3)GlcNAc(2)-PP-Dol alpha-1,2-mannosyltransferase. Lineage: Eukaryota; Metazoa; Arthropoda; Insecta; Hymenoptera; Formicidae. Gene Ontology annotation, biological process: protein N-linked glycosylation. The transcript has 8 exons. Gene Ontology annotation, cellular component: endoplasmic reticulum membrane. The coding region runs from base 87 to 1667 and encodes 526 amino acids. The record is from RefSeq and is a predicted model, not a curated record. Gene Ontology annotation, molecular function: GDP-Man:Man(3)GlcNAc(2)-PP-Dol alpha-1,2-mannosyltransferase activity.
UCGACGUAUAUUGUACAGUUGGAGGGAGAAAGAAAAAGUUAUAUUCUGGCGCGACAGCACGCGACAGCGAGUGAGGUUAGUUUUUCAUGCGUGACUUAUUUUCGCUCGCGAGAUAUCAUCCGCUCGAGAGCUGUCAAGAAGUUACACGUCGGCAAGCUCGGCGGGUUCCACGUGCAGAUCCGCGAGUGGCCGCAAACAUGAUUUUUUACUUCUUAAUGACACCCAUAAUCUUAUUCAUAAACAUGCUGUUACUAAUAGCAGUGUGUAAUGCACUCUGUAUACUCGUUCUUUUGCCAAUUCUAUUAAUAAAAUGGAGAAAGUUUUACUCGAAGAAACGUGAGGAGAGACAACAGACUGGAACGGUUGUUGGGAUCUUUCAUCCAUAUUGCAAUGCAGGUGGAGGAGGCGAGAGAGUGCUUUGGGCUGCUGUUCAGGCCAUACAAAACAAAUAUCCUGAUGUACAUAUAGCUAUAUAUACUGGUGAUCUUGAUGCGGAUCCUGAAAAAAUUCUCAGCAGAACCGAAAAGACGUUUAACGUAAAGUUGCGGCCCAAUAUCGAAUUUAUUUAUUUGCAUGGACGAAAAUGGGUGGAAGCCUCCACAUAUCCUUAUUUCACGCUUUUGGGGCAAAGUCUGGGAUCCAUCUGUUUGGGUAUCGAGGCAUUAAACAAUCUUACACCAGAUAUAUACAUCGACACAAUGGGUUACGCGUUCACCUAUCCUUUAUUCAAAUAUAUCGGUGGUUGCCGAGUCGGAUCGUACACGCACUAUCCCACUAUUUCAACCGAUAUGUUGAAGUACGUUUACAGGAGACGCAUCGGCUUCAAUAAUCGUAUUAUCAUCGCCAGAAAUCCGUUGCUUUCCGGAGCAAAAUUUCUUUACUACAAAUUAUUCGCACGUUUGUACGGGUUGGUUGGUAGUUGUGCCGAAAUCGUGCUUGUAAACUCCUCAUGGACCGAGGAUCACAUCAAUACUAUCUGGAAAUGUCCAAUGAAAACACAUCGAGUGUAUCCCCCGUGUAGUGUGGAGCACUUGACAGAAUUGCCGUUUCUCAACGACGAGGAAAAGGAUGAUAACAUACGCAUAGUGGCGAUCGCGCAAUUCAGACCGGAGAAGAAUCAUCCGCUCAUGCUACGGGCGAUGUUCGAGCUAAGAUCUAUUCUUAAGGAUGAAGUCUGGGAAAAGGUCAAGUUAGUUUGCAUCGGCUCUUGUCGAGACGCCGAAGAUGAAAGACGAGUUAAGGAUAUGCAAGAUUUGGCUAAAUACCUGGCAUUAGAUAAUAACGUUGAGUUCAAAUUGAAUGUACCAUACUCCGAGCUCGUGUCUGAGAUGCAAAAAGGAACGAUCGGUCUACAUACGAUGUGGAAUGAACAUUUUGGAAUCGGCAUUGUGGAAUGCAUGGCUGCAGGAUUAAUUAUGGUGGCUCAUGCUUCCGGUGGGCCAAAGGCAGAUAUCAUAGAAACACGAGCGGGUAGUGUAACUGGUUUUCUAGCAGAAAGCGAAAUAGAAUAUGCUAAAAUAUUGGCUUCCAUCAUACAAAUGCAUCCACAGGAACGACAUGAUAUUAGAGUUGCUGCUAGAUCAUCUGUAAAUCGUUUCUCAUGUCAGAUCUUUGAGAAGGAAUUUCUUCGGGCGAUCGAACCGUUUUUCAGAUCGAAACAAGAAUAAUCUUGUUGCCUUACAUUUCUCUAAAAUGGUGAAUUACAGAUAUUGUGUGUAUAAAUGGCUCAUUUCAAUCAGAAUGCACUUUCAUAUGUGUUACAUUAUCCCAUAUGUGUAUAUGUAACAAACAAGGGUGUUUCUAUAUGUGUGAGGCACAAAUCUGUAUUCACAUGUUUAGAGAUUUAAAACUUUCUGCUUGAUUGCGUUAAUUUUAAGAUUACAGUACAUUAAACAAUCAUAAUUUAGCACAUAAAAACCAUAGCACAUUGUAUAUAUAAUGAUGAUGCUUGUUAAUGAACUGUAUUACUUAAACGACUUCAACAUUCUUAUAAAAUUGUAGAAAUAUUAUUGAAAGUUUAUGAAAGUAUGUGUGACUGUUAAUAUCGAUGUUGCAAUUUAUUUGUAACGCGGUGAACGCGAAAGCUGUAAUUGAUCGACAUGAUACACCGAGAUUGUUAAUCACGUGUGCAACGAUAAGUUAUAAAGCAUCAUAUGAUCAUUGUUUAA